This is a messenger RNA of Spirometra erinaceieuropaei, 474 nucleotides long. NCBI's taxonomy places the organism in Eukaryota, Metazoa, Platyhelminthes, Cestoda, Diphyllobothriidea, Diphyllobothriidae. The record is from the annotation of a GenBank genome assembly.
AUGGGCAGCCGCGACUCUGUGGGCGCAUGUGCUGACGACUGGACCGACCACCGCCUUGUCAUCUCGAGGAUGAGGCUCAGACUGCAGCCUCUCAGGAGACGACAAGGUAAGCGACCACCAGGUAAGUUAGAUACUGUUCUGAUGAUUUUGCCUGCACACAACUUUGAUUUCAGCGAUCCACCGACCCAGCGAUUAAAAGACCUGCAAGGUCCAAAUGAAAACUCCACCGUGGAGACUCGAUGGUGUGAACUGCUGGACGAUAUGCGCCCCACUACCCUGGACGUCCUUGGGCGCGCCCGUCGUCAAUACCAGGACUGGUUUGAUGACGACGAUGCAGACAACAACGAACUGCUCACUGAAAAGAACGGACUGCAUAAAGUCUACAUUGACCGUCAGACCGACGCAAACAAAGCGCCUUUCUUUAGAUUUUGCCGUUUUGUACAGCAACGACUGCAGGAGAUGCAGGACGCCUAG